This is a messenger RNA of Daldinia caldariorum, 1569 nucleotides long. Its product is annotated as fungal-specific transcription factor domain-containing protein. Gene Ontology annotation, biological process: positive regulation of transcription by RNA polymerase II. Gene Ontology annotation, cellular component: nucleus. NCBI's taxonomy places the organism in Eukaryota, Fungi, Ascomycota, Sordariomycetes, Xylariales, Hypoxylaceae. The record is from RefSeq and is a predicted model, not a curated record. Gene Ontology annotation, molecular function: DNA-binding transcription factor activity; transcription cis-regulatory region binding. Bases 1 to 1569 code for a protein of 522 amino acids. The transcript is spliced from 4 exons.
AUGGUAUUCGCCUCCAGUGGCUUGAAGAUUCCGUCGCUCGUGGCAUCCGUCACGGUCGCCAGGGAGAAAAACAUUACUUUCGCGCAUCAACUGGCUAGAACCGACGAAUUCAUACCUGGAUAUUAUGUCAGCGUCGUUUGCAAUAGCGCUUCAUUGGUUGACGGUCGACAUAGUAACCCAUUCCGUUAUCAAAUCGUUCCACUAGCUCAACAUUCCAGUACCGUAUUUUCUGCUAUGCUGGCAGUGAGUGCCGUGAAGCUGGCGGAAAAGGAUCCUAAAUUUCAUCGUAGAGCAUUAUUGCAUCGUCACCGGGUACUAACGGACGUUAAAGAUCUUCUAGCGAAUGUGCACACAGAUGCUGGUAAAUGCCUCGAGGCUCUCGUAGCGGUAGUCAUGCUAUGUUGGUACGAUAUAAGCGACAAUUGCAAAUCAACAUGGAUCAGCCAUCUUGUGGGCAUAUUCGGACUCUUAGAUGUUUGCCUCAAACAAGAUGUUCGUGACGCCAAUUACGAAGCGAUACUGCAAUUCGGCCAACAAUACUUAAUGUACCAUCUAGUGAUGGCCAAAAGCACCCUCCAUGUCGACGAUGUGAUACCACAGCAUAAACUUAUCUUGUCGAAGCUCCUAGGAAGUUCGGAAAUUAUAUCUAAGGAGCAGAACGAAGCAGAAUGUAUAAACGAAGGACAUCGUGACGUAGCGUCGCACGGUGCAUUAGUCGGUUAUGAAAAUAGGGAUCCCACAACACAGCUAGGAUUUCGUCUCGUAGGCCCUAGCUUUAACGACGAGCUGGAUAAGAUCGAUACCCACCAAGGAUUUAGCAAUCGCCUCCUCCUUAUUAUCAACGAUAUAUGCGACCUGCGCGAUGCUUCAAAAUCUGAUGAGUUAGAUCGUCAGCAUACCGAUCCGCAAGCAUUGGAACAAAGGGUAAUCGGGAUUCAAUCUAAGCUCGAAACCCUCGUACAAGUGCCGCCGAUGCAUCACCACCCAUCUUGGGUGACUGAUAUGGAUCAUGAUGCUCUGAAAGAAUCCAAAGAACUCGAAAGUAAACUGGAGAUGAUCGAGUUGACAGCGGAAUCGAAUAGGCUGGCAGCACUUCUUUUCCUAGACGAAACCUGCGCCACGCAUCUACCUCAUAUUAUUCCACAAUGUAGAAAGGCCCGCCCCUCCAUUAUCCAGGAUAUCUUUACCACAGCCCAAAAAAUCUGCGAGACAGGACCUAUCACUGCAGCUCUUCCUAUUUGGCCGGUAUUUGUGGCCGGAUGCAUGGCCUCUACUGACGACGACCGCCUGCAAGUGAUGCAGAUAUUUGACAAAUUUCAGAGUGGGAAGAAAUUCGGAAGUAUACCACCAGCACUCGAGGUCAUCAAAAUGGUCUGGCGCCAACGUGACCUUGGUUGUGAUGAGAACCCACGAAAGGUACUCAUUACAUCAUCUUGUGCUCCAAUCGCGGGUUUCGAUGGUAAGAACCGCAGUCCUGUAUCGCCUAGAAGUCGUGGGCAGCGAACACGAUACCCCUGGGAGCGUGCGAUCUCCAUGUUGGGGGGCUCGUCAUUGCUAAGCCUUACUUAA